CCAUAUUUUUCCCGCGCAAAAAUAGUUAGGGUUUAGUCUAAGGUACAUGAACUUGGGAUAAACAUGGGUAGUUAUUAAACCUAAAAUUAAAAAUAUACUUUUUCGAUUGAAUAAAGAAUUGAGUGCUAUUAGUAAAUAUUCGCUCAUAUUAAUAUUUGAUCCUUCCCCAUACACGUAGUACACAACUAGAGUCAGCUGGCGUUUGGCUUUACUAAGCAAGGUUUUUUAUUUUAAAUAUUUUCGUUAUUUGUGAAAAUGGUAAAGAAAUCACUAAGAUAAAGAAUAGAAAGUUCAACUCGUUCCUACCAAAAAUAUAAGAUAUCACAAAUCGUGUUCUUAAUGGGGAUAAUUAUUAAGUGGCCCAUUGAAGCAUUAAUUCGGCCAUCAUUCCCAGUAGGGUUUUGUAAUCUACGUCCUUGGUUCCCCAAAAUUUCCAGCAGUGACAAUGACGUCGGAGGCAGACCCGCCAUUGACGUCGGAGGAAGUCCUAGUAUUGACGUCGGAGUCAGUCCAAGAAAACGCUGGUGCCGGAGCUAGUCACAACACCCAGGAAGAUAAUGUCACCGAUCUCAUAUUUCUACAACCUGAAGAUAUUAAAAAAAUGAAGUUCGAUGAUACAGAAGAAGCCUAUAAUUUCUACAUGGACUACGGGUUAGUCAAAGGCUUCGACAUUAGAAAAUCAGACAUUGGUCGUGAUAAGAACAAAGUUAUGAUAUGGCGUGACUAUAUAUGCUCUGGCGAGGGAAAGAGGCGCAUGAAGAGCACAGAGAGAAGCAAGAGGGGAGACCAGAUUUAACUGCAGAGCCAAGAUGCGUGUUAAAUAAGACAAUGUCGAUGGGAAGUGGUAUGUGCACCAGUUUGAUGAUGUACACACACAUGAAACGAUCCCCAGAGAAUAUAGACACUACAUGAAAGGGAAACGUCGUAUGAGUGAUGCAGUCAAAGCAGCGAUAAAUUUUAGAAGAGCUGCAGGUAUGAAAACUUCUCAAAUUGUGAAUCUGGCCAUAUCAGAAGCAGGAGGCUACGACAAUUUGGGGUACACGAGGAAGGAUGCAUAUAAUUAUGUGGACAAAGAGAGGAAAGAACAAAUCAGUGAAGGUGAUGCCGCAACAGCCCUAGCCUACCUACAAGCUAAAUGUAGCGCGGACGAUCAUUUCGUUAUUGAACUAAAGAAGGAUGACGACGACCGGCUUAUUAACAUCUUUUGGGCUGAUAGUAUUUCUGUUGCUGAUUAUGCAUGCUUUGGAGAAUUACUGUCAUUCGAUGCUACUUAACAAAUGGAACAUUUACCAGAUGCCUCUCGUGAUUUUUUUAGAUACUUUUCCUUCGCACAUAGAAUUAUCUCGAGCAUGCUAAAAUAACCCUAGAAGUUUGCAUAAUCUAACUUUUUUAACUUUUUUAGGUGUCAACCACUAUUCGCAAACUUGUGUAUUUGCAUGUGCUUUCUUGGCUAACGAGAGAGAGGAAAAUUAUAUUUGGGUGUUGGGAGCUUUGAAGAGAAGGCUAGGCAGUGUAGAUCCCAAGACUGUUAUUACAAAUGGGGAUAGAGCAAUGCGUAAUGCUAUUUAGAAAGUAUUUCCCGAUGCAACACAUCGUCUAUGUUCCUGGCAUAUAGACAAGACUAUAACCAAAAAUGUGAAGAAUCAUCCUACUUAUACCCUAAACCUUCACUACCUUAUAGGCUUAUGCUAUAAACCAUCAACACCUUGCUACCUACCUUAUACCCUAAACCUUCACUACCUUAUAGGCUUAUGCUAUAAACCGUAAACACCUUACCAUCUCCAUCCCAUUGCUUAUUUAGUGGAAUCCUAGGUGGCACCAUUAUUUAGCAAGAUUGCAAUGCCACCUAGGAUAUUUUUUCUAAACUAGCAAGAUUGCUAAAUUAGGAAUUCUUCUUGCAAUGCCAAACCCUAAUACACGAACCAAUCAAUACCAUAUACUCUACAACAAUAACACCUUAUAGGCUUA
This is a messenger RNA of Linum trigynum, 1968 nucleotides long. NCBI's taxonomy places the organism in Eukaryota, Viridiplantae, Streptophyta, Magnoliopsida, Malpighiales, Linaceae. The record is from the annotation of a GenBank genome assembly.